CACACCCUGUAAGCAUACCCUCCCGAGUUCUUCGAAUGGCUUGCAUGGAAGUUACCUCUCCCGCGCUCAACAUAAAGUUGUCUCAAUUUUCUUACGAGGAAUAGUGUAGCGUAACUAUUUUCGUAUCGGGGCUCAUUCGGCAACAUAGACACAGUAGCAACAAGUACAAAAAGCCACUGCAUCGAACAGCUGAAAAUUCAAUCCCACCGUGGGAUGGAUUAACCUCUAGAAAAACCUGACUGGAUACUCCAUUUGUCGGCAGCACCCAAUGUGCUUACCACAUGAUGUGUGACUUCAGGAGGGCUCAGGAUUUGUUAGUCGUGAACACCUCUGGACUCUCCCUCCAUUGUUUCUCCCUCUUUUUGCAACGCAUACGGCACAGGGUCUGACAUGAAGAAAGUGGUCCAUUGGUCAACGAAGGACGUGCUCCUGUGGCUGACUGAUGUGGGAAUGCAGGAAUACUCAGAGGCCUUACGCCACCUGAACGGCAAGGGCCUCCUGCAGCUCUCUAAAGCGGACUUCCAGACUGCUCCUCUGGCCCUUGUCACCUUGGACGGAGGCAGACAGCUCCUGGACAAGAUGGAGACUCUCAGGAUAGACCACCACAUUGAAACACAUAAAAACGGGCAUGCCAACGGACACACCAUCUUGGCCGUCAACAGUGAGGUUAAUGGGAACAAGCCCAAGAGGAACGGUGUGGUCAAUGAGUUCCACAAGGAGCGGAUCCAGAUCCCCAUGCCUGAGAUCACCCGCUCUCCGUUUCCUGAGGAGUGGGGGAAGACGGGCGUGGCUUUUGUCUACGCCAUGAUCUGCUUCAUCUUCACCACCAUUAUGAUCUCCGUGGUCCACGAACGUGUGCCUGCCAAGGAGGCCACUCCACCCCUGCCAGACAAGUUCUUUGACUUUUUCGGGCGAGUAGACUGGGCUUUUUCUAUAUGCGAAAUCAACGGCAUGAUACUGGUCGUCCUGUGGCUUCUACAGUGGGCACUGUUAAAAUAUAGGUCCAUCGUUGGUCGGCGGUUCUUCUUCAUCAUUGGCACACUCUACCUCUACAGGUGUAUCACCAUGUACAUCACCACACUCCCCGUGCCAGGGAUGCAUUUCAAGUGCUCUCCUAAGCUGUUUGGUGACUGGGCAUCCCAAAUGAGCCGAGUGAUGAAGAUGAUUGCAGGAGGAGGCCUGACCAUCACUGGCUCCCACCACAUGUGUGGGGACUACCUUUACAGUGGCCACACAGUCAUGCUGACACUCAGCUAUCUCUUCAUUAAAGAGUAUUCCUCCAAAAAGUUAUGGUGGUACCACUGGAUCUGCUGGCUGCUCUGUGCUGUGGGACUCUUCUGCAUUCUCCUGGCUCAUGACCACUACUCUAUAGACGUGGCGGUGGCUUACUUCAUCACCACACGCCUAUUCUGGUGGUACCACACCAUGGCCAACCAGCAAACGCUAAAGGAAUCAUCGCAGAGCAACUUUUUCUCAAGGGUGUGGUGGUACCGAUUUUUCCAGUACCUUGAACAGAAUGUCACAGGCAUCGUCCCUCGGAACUUCCAGAUGCCGCUGUCAUGGCGACUGGCCCAGUGGAGUCAAGGGAAGUACAGCCGUAUCGACACUGUGUGCUGUGACAGGAGGAAUUGACCCCCCCCCCCCCUAGAAGGACAUGGUGUUGGACUCUUAACUACACUCCUGAAAGUGCCAUAUCUAAUCACAAGAAGAUGCCCUAUUAGUCAAGCUCCGUAGCUGUUCCAUUUCCCUUUUGCGUUCUCCUGUAACGCACACUCCAGUCCAACUGGCUAGCUCUGUGACCAAGCAUCGUUUCAGCCAAAACAUUUCACAUUGGAAAACAGUCGAUCAUCUAAUCUGAAAGCUAUAAGGGUUUCCAGUGAGUGGAUCGCAAGCAUUUUCAUUGGCAGGUCCAGAUCUAGUUCAGUUAACAAUAGGACAUGUAACUAUAUAUGUCAACACCAAUAUCUCGCUCUGUAAUUGUUACAGAUACUCUGUUGCUGAAAUUGAACAAAACAAUCAUGUUUGUCAUGGCAAUUGGGCUGUUCCAAAUGUUUAGUCUUUCAUGCUCAAAUGUUUUACCAAGUUUUGGUUCAAAGACGUGCUGUAGCGUUGAGAACUGACCUGUCAGGAUGCAGGAGGCGCUUUUUGUAGCGCAAACCAUUUCCUAAGUAUAUAAACAACGUGGUCUCAGAGCAUUUCGUAUUAUUCUGUAUGUAAAUCCAAGACACUCCGUUUAGUAUGCUAUUUUACGUUUCAUAUGGUGUGCAUUCUUACGUUUCAUAUGGUGUGCAUUCUUUCGUUUCAUAUGGUGUGCAUUCUUUUGUGGAUGUUCGUCAUCCAUUUCGUAUUAUGUUACGAAUUACAAUUCGUGUGAUAUGCUACAAAUUACAUUUCUUAUGAUAUGUUACAAAUUGCAAUUCGUACAAUAUGUUACGAAUUUCAAUUCGUAUAAUAUGUUACGAAUUCCAAUUAGUUGUGGAUAACGUUAGCUAGGUGGCAAGGUUGCUAAUGCUACAGUUAGCUAGCUGGCUAACGUUAGCUAGGCUAGGGGUUAAGGUUUGGGAUAGGCUUAGGAGUUAGGUUAAAGGGCUAGGGGAAAGGUUAGCUAACAUGCUAAGUAAUUGCAAAGUAGCUAAAAAGUAGUAAGUACUUGCAAAGUUGCUAAUUAGCUAGAAUGCUAAAGUUGUCCGUGAUGAGACUAAAACACGCAAUGCUAGAUGUUCACGUUAAAAGCCCAUCCAUCCAUCCACCCCGACCAACCACCCUCCUUUCGUUUUUCCUUAAGUAACCACUAAUUUCAGUGUCCCAGAUUUACAUUUACUAUGUUACGUCUAGUCUAUGAGACUAGUCUGAUAUAACAGAUUUAUUUUUCAAAUUAAUGCUUUAGAUUUCUACAGUUGGGAGACAAAAGUGAAAAGGAGAUAAGAAUUAGUAACAAUCUUCCUCAGUGCCUUUCUUGUUAUGAUUGUAUAGUAAGUGUAGCAGUGUCCUCACUAAUGUCACGACUUCCGCAGAAGUUGGUGCCUCUCCUUGUUCGGGUGGCGUUCGGCGGUCGACGUCACCGGCUUUCUAGCCGUCACCGAUCUACGUUUCUUUUUCUAUGUUGUUCUGUCUUGAUUGUACACACCUGGUUCCCAUUACGUUAUAAUUUAUUCCCUAUUUAACCCUCUGGUUCCCACAUGGUUUUGUGCGUGUUUGUUCUUUGUUUAGUGUUCAAGACUUCUGUGAGCUGGUGUGUUUUUCCCUGCGUGGAAAUCAUUGUUGUUUCUUUUCGAGUAAAGUACGUCUUUUACUCAGUUAUGUGUCCUGCACCUGACUCCGUCCUAACCGCUGCACACUGACAUUUGACAACUAAUGUAUUCAUGUUGAAUUAAAUGACCGUUUUAAAGUUAUACAUCAGUAUUUAGACUGGAACAGAUAGGACGAUGCUUGAAUGAUCCUGAUGCUGAUCACCGAUAUAGCACACACACACUUGAACAAUUAUGACUCCAUUACAAAGGAUCAUGCAAUUCUUUGAAUCCGGUCAGUGUCUUUCCAAGGCAAUCGUGUUUGAAAAAAGAAAUCCUGACUCAUUUCUUAUUUUCUAUUGAUUUAUUUAUUACAUUGAUUAUUGCUCAUGUUUUUCUCUGUUAGGGGAAUAUUAGACUCUCUAUGUCAUGUAACUUCUUGCCUAUUAUGCCAAAUAGCUGCAUUGUGUGUGCUGUCCUUUGACCAAAUUGUAGGUCAGUGUGAUGGAGAGAGAGGAUAACACAGUGAGGUUUUAUUGAGGGGUCAUGACAAUGACUCUGCUUACUGAUGAAGACUGACCCAAAUGCCCCUCUCCUCAAAUGAAAUGUAUACCUCAGAACUGUCCUGUUAACCACCCAAUUAGAAGAGCUGAUUGUGGUGUAACCAUGGGGAAAAAUGUAUCCGAUAGGAAAUAAAUCAUAUUUAGCCGA
Messenger RNA from Salmo salar (Atlantic salmon), 3938 nucleotides. RefSeq names its product phosphatidylcholine:ceramide cholinephosphotransferase 1. Gene Ontology annotation, cellular component: plasma membrane; Golgi membrane; endoplasmic reticulum membrane. Gene Ontology annotation, biological process: ceramide biosynthetic process; sphingomyelin biosynthetic process. Lineage: Eukaryota; Metazoa; Chordata; Actinopteri; Salmoniformes; Salmonidae. Gene Ontology annotation, molecular function: ceramide cholinephosphotransferase activity; protein binding; sphingomyelin synthase activity. The record is from RefSeq and is a predicted model, not a curated record.